Phacochoerus africanus (Common warthog) is the source of this 2215-nucleotide messenger RNA. RefSeq names its product radial spoke head 3 (gene RSPH3). Lineage: Eukaryota; Metazoa; Chordata; Mammalia; Artiodactyla; Suidae. Bases 1 to 2037 code for a protein of 678 amino acids. Gene Ontology annotation, cellular component: cilium. The transcript is spliced from 10 exons. The record is from RefSeq and is a predicted model, not a curated record.
AUGACAGCGGACAGAAUAAAGAGGAAAGCAGUGGUGCCCACACAGCCGGCUGUCAUUCAAACUCCAGAUUCCAGUGACGCCUGCGGCCCUCCCAUCCCCACAGCGCUGCCCUUCCUGAGGUCACAUGAGGGUCCCCUGAAGGCCGAUCAACAGAGCGGCAGGCAGAGAAGCCAGGCGGGAAAUGCAGACCAGCUGCGGAGGCCGCAGCAGUUGACCCCCAGGGCUGAAGAGGUAGCAGUGCUGCGAGGAGACAGCAGGGAAGCCCUCGUCCGGCCCUGGCACGUAACAGAGCUGAGGCCGGGUGCCAUGGGUGUGAGAUUGCAGGUGGACCGCCCGGCGAAUUCGGCCUGGGACACGGCGCCGACACUGGCCCAGCAAACCCACACUCAAAAGCCGGGCCAGGGGGCCACCAUGCCCAUCUCACUCACGCGCAGGCGUAUCUGCAAGGGAGGCGCGGGUGGGCGGAGUCCAAAACCGGAAGUGCCCCAGAGCCCGGACCUUCUCGCGAAACCCGCCAGCCGGAACUGCCCGGAAGUCCCGCCCUCAGACGGAACGUUGGGUUGCUUGGCAACCGGUGGAGGCGCCGCCGGCGGGCUCUGUGCUGCCUGGAGUAAGCCGAACGUAGCUCCCACCUCAAGCCCUGGAAGCCUCCCGUCCCGCCCGCCUCCUUUCUUGCCGCUUCUCCUUGCGUCGCGGAGUCCCUGCCCUUGGCACUACGUGCACCUCGCCGGCUCCCACGACACUUUAGUGCCCACCUGCUUCGAAGCCAAGCUUCACCGAAAGCGAAGCGGUCCGACCCCGGACGUGGCCUCCGCGUUGACGGACCGCGCCUCUCCGGCCAUGGCCACCUAUACCUACACCAGCCGGCCCCGGGCCCUGCCCUGCCAGCGUCGCCGUUACCGGGACAACCUGAUGCAACCAGCUGAAGAACCUGUUCGUUACGGAAACAUAAUGUACGACAGGAGGGUGAUCCGGGGCAACACUUACGCGCUGCAGGCGGUGCCGCCGCCUGGGCAGCCCGAUCCUGCGGAGAUUCAGAGGCAGCAGCAGGCUAAGAGGAGGGCCUUGGCCAAAAGGCGAGCCCAGGAGCAGCUCCGGCCCCGAACGCCUGAGCCCGUGGAGGGCAGAAAGCACGUGGAUGUGCAGACAGAAUUAUACCUUGAAGAAAUUGCUGACCGCAUAAUAGAAGUUGAUAUGGAAUGCCAAACAGAUGCAUUUUUGGACAGACCACCAACACCACUCUUUAUUCCUGCCAAAACUGGCAAAGAUGUGGCCACCCAAAUACUAGAAGGAGAGCUCUUUGACUUUGAUCUUGAAGUUAAACCAAUGUUAGAGGUUUUGGUGGGAAAGACCAUUGAGCAGUCCCUUCUGGAAGUGAUGGAAGAAGAGGAGUUGGCGAGCCUGCAGGCCAGUCAGUAUGCGUUUGAAGAGCUGCGCAACGUCGAGCUCGCUGAAGUUCAGCGGCUUGAGGAGCAGGAGAGGCGGCACCGGGAGGAGAAAGAGCGUCGUAAGCAGCAGCAGUGGCAAGUGGUUCACAAGCAUCACGAGACUGCAGAGAAAAUCGCCGCCCGUGCGUUUGCACAGCGUUACCUGGCCGACCUGCUCCCCUCCGUCUUUGACAGCCUCAGGGAUGGAGGCUACUUUUACGAUCCCAUUGAAAGAGAUAUCGAGAUAGGAUUCCUUCCAUGGUUAAUGAAUGAAGUUGAUAAAACUAUGGAAUACAGCAUCGUGGGAAGAACAGUGCUUGACAUGUUGAUUCGUGAGGUGGUCGAGAAGAGAUUGAGUCUGUAUGAGCAUAAGGAGGACCGGCAGUCACCUCCGAAACCUGAGGACAGGCUCGGUGGUCCUGGAGGCGUGAGGGACUCCCUGGUGGGCUACGAGUUCCAGGACCACGGGGCAUCCCAGGCGCAGAGGCCGCUUCCAGACAGAGACUCCCCGCAAAGGGCACCACAUGAUGGAAGGUCUGUGGAGGGGGUGUCAUCCCAGGAAGGGCGGCCGAUGGAGGAGGAGGACGAACAAACAGGAGGAAAUUCUUAGGGAGGGAAGAACUCUUCCAGCAGAGGGAGCUUCGGAGCCAGUCAGCGGGCAGUCAGGUAACGGUGCCUGCGUCCCCUCAGGUCGUGGGAAUUAUGCUGUGUUUAGUCACCUUGUCUUUGUCUGUUGCACUGGGCACAUCAAAUCUGUUGAAAUAAUAAAACCAACUUUGAAAAUGAAA